CUGCUGCGUCUCCAAAGAAGAUGGCGGGCCCCGAGCAGGCCCUGCCGCUGUCCAGAGGAUGCCCGAACACCACUUCACUUUCCCCGCCCCGCGGGGACCGAACCCUUCUAGUCAGACAUCUGCCGGCCGAGCUGAGUGCAGAGGAGAAAGAGGACUUGCUGAAAUAUUUCGGGGCGCAGUCCGUGCGCGUCCUGUCAGACAAGGGGCGACUGAAACAUACAGCUUUUGCUACUUUCCCCAAUGAAAAAGCAGCAAUAAAGGCAUUGACCAGACUCCAUCAGCUGAAACUUCUAGGUCAUACUUUAGUUGUUGAAUUUGCAAAAGAACAAGAUCGAGUUCAUUCCCCAUGUCCUACUUCAGGCACUGAAAAAAAGAAAAGGUCUGAUGACACUGUGGAAGAUGAUAAAGAAAAAAAAGAAUUUGGUUGUUUAACAGUAGAAAAUGGAAUUGCUCCAAAUCAUGGGCUGACUUUUCCUCUGAAUUCAUGCCUCAAGUAUAUGUACCCACCACCUUCAAGCACAAUCCUAGCAAACAUAGUGAAUGCUUUGGCAAGUGUGCCUAAGUUCUAUGUACAAGUGCUUCACCUUAUGAAUAAAAUGAAUUUGCCCACACCUUUUGGACCAAUUACUGCACGACCUCCCAUGUAUGAAGACUAUAUGCCAUUGCAUGCACCUCUUCCACCUACAUCUCCUCGGCCCCCUGAGGAGCCUCCUUUGCCAGAUGAAGAUGAGGAAUUGUCUAGUAAAGAAUCAGAAUACGAAAGCAGUGAUGAGGAGGAUCGCCAGAGAAUGACCAAACUAAUGGAACUAGCAAAUCUUCAGCCCAAAAGACCAAAGAUUACAAAGCAGCGCCAUGUGAGAAAAAAGCAAAAAAUAAAAGAUAUGUUAAAUAUAUCUUCAUCUGCUUCACAAAGCAAUUUACAUCCUGUGCUAUUACCUUCAGAUGUAUUUGACCAACCACAACCUGUAGGGAGUAAGAGAAUAGAAUUCCACAUAUCUGCUGACAUGCCAAAUGUAUUUAAGAAAGAUUUACGGAAAGACCAAAAUUGUGAGGAAAAAAAUUGUGAUUUACCUGCUAUUGAAGUUGAAGCAUCCAGUGUAGGAUUUGGAAAAAUCUUCCCCAAACCUAAUAUGAACAUCACAGAAGAGACUAAAGAAGACUCUGAUGAAAUGCCCUCAGAAUGUAUUUCUAGAAGGGAGUUGGAGAAAGGUAGAAUUUCUAGAGAAGAAAUGGAAUCACUUUCAGUUUUCAGAAGUUAUGAACCUGGUGAACCCAACUGUAGAAUUUAUGUAAAGAAUUUAGCUAAGCAUGUUCAAGAAAAAGACCUUAAAUUCAUUUUUGGACGAUAUGUUGACUUCUCCUCAGAAACACAACGAAUCAUGUUUGAUAUACGCUUGAUGAAAGAAGGUCGCAUGAAAGGACAAGCUUUCAUAGGACUUCCAAAUGAAAAAGCAGCAGCAAAAGCCUUGAAGGAAGCUAAUGGAUAUGUUCUUUUUGGAAAACCCAUGGUGGUCCAAUUUGCUCGAUCUGCUAGGCCAAAGCAAGAUUCUAAAGAAGGAAAAAGAAAGUGUUAAAAACUAGUAAUGAAGCAUUCCUGAGUGCAAACUGCUGUAAUACUGUCAUGCAAAAUGUAUCCUUUCUUGUAUCCUUUUUGGGGUAGUGUUUUUUCCUUUUUUUUUUUUUUUUUUUUUUUUUUUUUUUUUAAAUGUUUUGUUCCUAUUCUAUCCAUUGGUUCAAACUAAACAAUAUUUUUAUACUUUAUGCAAAUGAAAUAUUUCUAAAAUUGUAUAGCUUGAAAGAAAUUUAUGAGUUUUUUUAGAUUUGUUGUUGAAUUUUCUUUGUUGUCUUUUAGGUUAUAGUUUUUCCAGGGAAAGUUAGUGAAUCAGGUCAACUUACUUAGAGAAUGUAUGCAUUUGCUUUAAUAUAGAAUGUGGUCUUGUAUUUCUGUUUGUGUAUUUGCUAAAUAUAAUUCAGUAACAUGGAAACAAACUGCUUUCUUUUAGAAAAGCACAUGUAUUGAAAAUUAAACUAAAUUUCUAUAUAAAUCCCAAAUUAACUAGCAGACUCCACAUUUGAAGUCUUGCAGAAAUUUUCAUUUAACAUAGAUAGCAAAAAGUUUUUUUUUACAAAAUCCAAAAAAA
This is a messenger RNA of Fukomys damarensis (Damara mole-rat), 2141 nucleotides long. It is a transcript of the gene Rnpc3, whose product is annotated as RNA binding region (RNP1, RRM) containing 3. Gene Ontology annotation, biological process: mRNA splicing, via spliceosome. The transcript has 15 exons. The coding region runs from base 21 to 1574 and encodes 517 amino acids. Lineage: Eukaryota; Metazoa; Chordata; Mammalia; Rodentia; Bathyergidae. The record is from RefSeq and is a predicted model, not a curated record. Gene Ontology annotation, cellular component: U12-type spliceosomal complex. Gene Ontology annotation, molecular function: U12 snRNA binding; pre-mRNA intronic binding; protein binding.